AUGGGCCGGCGACUCUUCCUCUCGCACCUCGAAGAGGUGGCAGUCGCCCCUCCCACCGGCGUCUCUGGCAUCCACUCACCCGAUGAAGGCUUGACGGCAUUUAUCUUCUCCUACACCAAAGCUGACCAACCUUGCUCGUGUAACCUCAAGCUUCUCAUGACAGAUGUUGACGAGUAUCCGGAAGGCAACACAUACAUGCUCUUCACAGACGAUGAGACCGCCGACCAGAACAUCACGAAUACUCUCGACACCAUGACUGCCGUGCUGAUUGGACAACCUCUUGCGAACGCCCUAAUCGAAAUCUCCCGGUCUUUACUGUCAGCAGUAACACAUGGUCAGGCUAGCAACCCCAUUGCCUUAGAUGUUUCCGACCCCGUGGAGCAAGAGGAGGAGGAAGAUUUCGAAGACGAAUUUCUCGACUACGAUUCAGAUGACGACUUCGGCUUUGAUAUCCCCUCAACGCGCCCCGCCUCUACUACAGGCUUAGGCGCUGCUUCGGGAUCUCAUCAGCGAACGUCGUUAGGCGGCGUUGCUGACCUUCAGAAAAUUCGAUCUGACCUCCGGGCUACGAAGCAGGCGGGAUUCCGAGUUGGGACCCAUGGCGACCUACUCACCGGCGGCAUCGUCUGCGUGUCAAUCAGGGUCACCAGGCUGGGUAUUUCCGAAGAAGCUAUGCAAGCUUGGGGGCUGCGGCGAUCUCACUACCUCGCUCUCAUGAUCAGGUUCCCUCGUGGUUACCGGGAUCUUAGGCAAGUCCGAGCAGAUGCUGUUCUGUCUGGGCAGACUGAGAUGCGAGUGGCUCUUUGUGAGCAUUACAAGCCUAGCAGAGAAGCUGCAUUCGAAGCUUUUGGUCAUGUCCAUGCCGUGAAGACGGAAGAAGGAGCUGCUCUUGAAGCUCUGUUCAUUGGGUCACCACUAAACGAGCUUUUGCGAGACCGAUUUUCGAGAAUCUUGAAGUUUCGAGAGUCUUAUGGAUCCAACUGGCCAUCCGCCGAAGCCUUCGUCUACGGAGUCCAAGGCAAGGCUGUAUCUGCUGUUGACCACCUCGCCGUUGAUGACUACAUGCUACCGGACGACACUUCAGGCAAGGCGCUCCCUGACAUCGUCAAAGCUGAUGCUGCUGAUGGACAGAAUCUGACGAACGUCUCGCUUCCUCUGGUUGCCAUGCAGUUUGUCCUUCGCCACUUUGUCCGCUGUACUGAGUUCUGCUUGGUUUGCCACUGCAAGGUCGAAGACACAUUCGAGGCUCUCAAGCCCUACGUUUGCUCACGCCCUUUGUGUCUGUAUCAGUACAUGGCUCUAGGCUUUGGACCAAGUAUCGAAUGGGAGGUCCUAUCGCAGCCGUACGUUGUCGACCUUUUGGUGAGCUUCUGCUACUCUGCAGCAAAGCAAGGUCGCCUGAAGGAAUUCCCAGUUGGCAUUGACCUCAAGGUACCCAUGCUACCUCACUACAGUAACAAUCUUGCCUAUCGUUCCUACUACCAGCAUAACACUUCCUCUUCCAAAGCGAAGGCGAAAACUUAUGCCUGCACAUUUGCGGCCAAGAUCGACCACAGAAGCAACGAGCUCGUACUAGAAACCGAUCAACAGCAGCAGAUCGCAUCCUUACGUGUCGGUGAUUGGAUGGUUAUCUGUUCUAAGGACAACACCACAGACUCCCAUUACCGAGUGGAAGGUAUUGUGUUUCCAGUUAUCAAGCUCGGCAAUCCCGUUCACACCAAUGGUGCUGUGAAAUCUAAUGUCGUUGUUGAAGACAUAAGAGCAUUGGCAAAGCAUCCGGCAGCCCAAUCUACUGCCCGACCUUCAACGCCGCCGGGGGCCACGCCUUCUGCGACGGAUGCGGUAGAGUGCUACUGCUAUGACUCCCGUUUCGAUGAGAUCUCCUCCACUGAGCAACAGCAUGCUAUCAGCCUUCUCCUCGAUGUCCUGCCUCGCGUGACAGAUAUGCAACAGUACCUCCAACAGCAGGUCGGCCACGAGGCCUCCCUGAAGACGUGGCGGGAUCGCCUUCCGGAGCCUGCGCUGAAUCUCCUCCGAUGGAUAAUCGCGUCGAAUCGUUCAUGCAUCAUGCAGGUCGAUCAUCUGGCCCAAGACAAGAAGAGUGUCUCUAUGAUGGGUCCUACCAACGAUGACCGCGUCGGCGGUAUGGACGAGUGGAUGCAAUUUCGAUUUGCGCAGGGUGCACCGGACAAGGAGCAGCGAUUCAUUGAUGCGGUCAACCGUGAGUCUUCUGGCAAGCAAUACCCGACUUUCUUCGCAUGGCACGGUAGUCCAAUCGGCAACUGGCAUUCCAUCAUUCGGCAGGGUUUGCGUUACGAUGAGACCUUGCACGGCAGAGCCUAUGGCAACGGGGUCUACAUGAGUCACCAGGCCCUUACAAGCCUCGGAUAUUCGAACAUGCACCACGGUGAUGGCUCAAUGACUUGGCCUGGCAGCGCUCUCAAGAUCACGAAUGCUUUGUCCUUGCAAGAAGUUGUAAAUGUUCCAGAUCAGUUUGUGGCUAGAUAUCCUCACUACGUGGUCUCGGAUAUCGAUUGGGUCCAGACUCGGUAUCUGUUUGUCAAGACAGAGUUGAAACACAUCAACAACAACACAGGAUCUGCUAUGGAGUAUGUCCAGGACCCCAAGAUGGCCGCUUUGGGCGAAUCUGGCAAGGCUGUUCGCGUUCCAACCACUGUGGUGUCAAAAUCUAGGAGACCGGCAACAGGACAAGCUUCCAGCAAGCAUGGUAGCAAGAAGUCUAAGACGACUACCAUGAUUGAUCAGGCUACCGCCGAGCAGCUCGAAGAUGAUGCCAACAGCGUUGUUUCAGACGAGGAAGAUCUGGCGUUGUUGACUACCGAUGGCGAGGACUCCGACGAGAUGUCUAUCGAUGAAGACUACUCUGGCGGCUUCCAGGGUGCUCUGCAGACUACAGAUUCAACGACCUCGAGCAAGAAGCGACCUCUCGACGCGGGCGAAACUGACUUCCAGCCAGGAACGGUGGACGUCAGCAACAUCAAAUUCCUCCCGCCCCCGGCUGAUGCUACUCCGUCUGCCACUAAAGCGCUAAUGGGGGCUUUCAAGGAAUCUUUGAAGGUCCAGGAGAGUACUCCGCUGCACAAGCUUGGGUGGUACAUUGACCCAGAUUACAUCGAGAACGUCUAUCAGUGGAUUGUCGAGUUGCACUCGUUCAAUCAUACACUACCCCUGGCAACGGACAUGAAGAAGGCUGAUAUCUCUUCGAUCGUGCUCGAGAUGCGAUUCACCAACCAGUUCCCCUUCGCCCCACCCUUCAUCCGGGUAGUCAAGCCACGUUUUCUGCCUUUUAAUCAAGGCGGAGGUGGGCACGUCACAGAAGGUGGUGCAAUCUGCAUGGAGUUAUUGACCAACACUGGGUGGUCUGCAGUGACAUCAAUUGAAAGCGUGCUGUUGCAGGUUCAGUUGGCCAUGUGUGAUGAAGAGCGUCCUGCUCGAUUGAUUCAGAAGAACAAGGGUCAUGCUGGUGGCCGUGGAGACAGCUACGAAGUUGGAGAGGCUGUGGCUGCAUACGAGCGUGCAUGUCGGGCUCAUGGUUGGCAGAUUCCAGAGGGUUUCAGCCAGUUUGCGAUGACCCAGACAGGUGGCCCCCAUUUGUGA
Cyphellophora europaea CBS 101466 is the source of this 3618-nucleotide messenger RNA. RefSeq lists its product as uncharacterized. The coding region runs from base 1 to 3618 and encodes 1205 amino acids. The record is from RefSeq and is a predicted model, not a curated record. Lineage: Eukaryota; Fungi; Ascomycota; Eurotiomycetes; Chaetothyriales; Cyphellophoraceae. Gene Ontology annotation, molecular function: NAD+ poly-ADP-ribosyltransferase activity. The transcript has a single exon.